AUGUUUGGCAAUAGCAACCGUGGUGGACGUGGCAGAUGUGGUGGAGACAUCCCUUUCCGUACCUCACGAGGAGGUGGACAAGGUGCUGGCCAGUCCGGCCAAGGCGCUCGUGGUAGUGGGGGAGGUGGAGGUCGUGGUCGUGGUGGUUCAGCUCACGGAGGCAAUGCUGGUCAAAACACAACAUCCAAAGUCUUUGCUCAUUCACCUGGCCCCCCUGCUCGAUUCGAUCCGGCAGUCAAAAAGAUCGAAGACGAGACUGCGAUAACCCUAGUCUCCACAAAGAAUCAAGCAAGACUUCCGUUCAGACCAGGAUAUGGAACUCGAGGGACAGAGGUGCUUCUAUGGGCAAACUAUUUCAAAGUUUCCGCCGACAGAGAAAUACCGCUUCAUCGGUACAGCAUUGAAGUUCGCCCAGAUAAUGACGGCAAGGUACUGACGGGAAAAAAAUUAAGACGGGUUAUUGAGCUGCUGUUGGAGGAACACUUUGCUGAGCACCGCAGCAACAUAGCCACAGACUUCAAGCUAUAUCUCAUCAGCACCACCAACAUCGCCAUUUCUCGGCCUGUCUACGAUAUCACUUACCGAGAGGGUGGUCAAGUCCAGACCCAGAGCAACGCCAAACACUACCAUGUCCGAAUCACCCACAAUGGCUCAGUGACCUUGGCGAAUUUAUUGGAUUAUUUGACAUCCAGCAAUGCCAGUGCCAUAUUAAGCAACAGAGAGGCUCUUCUCCAAGCACUGAACAUUAUCGUGGGAUACACACCAAAGACGGCGGCGCCAGUCUCUUCCCUUGGAAUGAAACACUUUGAUACCACUUCUCCCGAAAAGAAGAGUCUCGAUGUUAGACUCGCAGCUCUCCGUGGUUUCUUCUGUUCCAUCCGGGCAGCCACUGGUGGCCUACUUGUCAAUGUCCAGGUCAAGCACACUGCCUUCUACAAUGGAGGAAAUCUGGCACAAGCGAUAGCCAGCUUUACGAAACAGACCACGAACAUGUUCGAGCUUGCGAGGUUCCUACGAAAGCUCUCGGUGACCGCUACUCACGUCACGCCCCCAAAGGUGAAGACUAUCUCCGGACUGGCAAUAGUCCAGGACGGCAUGAACCUACCACAUCCACCACGUGUUCCCAAAUUCGGAGCUUCAGCACAGGAAGUGAUGUUCUGGCUGCCCAGGGAGAGCGCUGGCGUCACAAGUGGCUCACCUUCCGCAGGACGAUAUAUCAGUGUGCACGAUUUCUUCAAGGAGACGUAUAACCGGAUUCUGAAGUACAAGCUGCCAGUUGUCAACGUUGGUACGACCGGGAAUCCUAUCUAUCUUCCUGCCGAAGUGUGCGAGAUCAUUCCCGGGCAGCCGUUCAGAGGUAUCUUGAGUGACAAGCAACUUCAAGAGAUGAACAGCUUCGCCAUUCGCUCGCCCAAAGAAAAUGCUCUUUCCAUCACGACCGGAGGAGCGCAACUUCUUGGAUUUGGCAUCCCUAAUUGCCCGACUCUGCAAGCCUUCAAAAUCCGUGUCACUCCACAUCUUGUCGCGGUUCCCGGUCGCAUUCUGAACGCCCCACCUGUCAAAUAUAGUCAAGGGCGUCAGCAAGUGGCUCGUUACGGGAGCUGGAAUUUAGUGAACGUCCAUUUUGCAAACGCUUCAAGGCUCCCGACGUGGACAUAUUGUUGGAUCAAGUGGAGAUCCUCCAACGGUGGCUAUUGGAGAGAUACGCAACAACUUCAAACUACCCUGACUGCCUUUACAACAGCGCUCCGGAGUGUAGGCAUCCAGUGCACAGAGCCUGUCGAUGGCCAAGUUGCUGAAGUCGACUCGAAUAACCUGGACGCCAUCGACACGACUUUGGCCAGAUUCACCAGACCCAGCACUCGUGGCAUACCAGGCCUGGUGCUUGUCAUUCUCCCCUCCAAGCAUACAGAGAUCUACAACAGGGUCAAAUAUGCAUGUGACAUCAAGGAAGGUCUGGUCAAUGUCUGCAUUGUAGCAGAACAGUUGGCUAAGAAGAGCCGUCAAACUCUUGCCAACGUGGCUCUCAAGGUCAACCUCAAGUUGGGCGGCCGAAAUCACGAAUUGGACUCGUCAAAGCUUGGUGUCUUGUCUGAAGGCAAGACCAUGGUCGUCGGCCUCGACGUUACACAUCCAUCGCCAGGUUCAGCACCCGACGCCCCCAGCGUGGUAGGCAUUGUGGCAUCGGUCGACGAGCUUCUUGGCCAGUGGCCGGCACAACUUGCUGUUCAGCAGGGGCGAAAAGAGAUGGUCUCGGAACUCAAAGGCUUGAUGAAGUCACGACUGUGUCUUUGGAGAGACCAUAACAAAGGAGAGUUGCCAAGCCAGAUACUUCUUUACCGCGACGGUGUUUCUGAAGGACAAUAUCACCAGGUCUUGGAAUUAGAACUUCCGCAGAUUCGGGCCGCAUGCAGCGAGAUAUAUCCUGCAAAUCAGUUCGAGCGGGGCACACCGCGUAUCACAAUCAUUGUUGUGGGGAAAAGACAUCAUACUCGCUUCUAUCCGACCACAGAGAGUCAAUGCGAUCGGACAGGAAACCCACAGAACGGCACAGUAGUCGACCGAGGGGUCACGGAGGCACGCAACUGGGACUUUUUCAUGCAAGCCCACACUGCCAUCAAAGGCACCGCCAGGCCCGCGCACUACUUUGUGGCCUAUGACGAGAUCUUCCAAGACCGCGCUGUUCAGAAGCCUUUGAAAAAUGCGGCCGACUGUGUUGAGGAUUUGACGCACAACAUGUGCUAUCUCUUCGGCAGGGCUACCAAAGCGGUGAGUAUCUGCCCACCGGCUUACUACUCAGAUCUCGUUUGCGACCGCGCGAGAAAGUAUCUCUACGACUACUAUGUGCCCUCAGCCAGGAGUACAAAUGCAAAUGCCGCUGCCGCUGCCGGAGCUGGAGCUGGUGGAUCGAGACUGUCAAUGCAAGACAGAGUGUCAAUCCACGAAAGAGUCGAAAACACGAUGUUUUACAUCUAA
Molecule: messenger RNA, 2976 nt
Organism: Capronia coronata CBS 617.96
Lineage: Eukaryota; Fungi; Ascomycota; Eurotiomycetes; Chaetothyriales; Herpotrichiellaceae
Exons: 3
Coding region: 1-2976 (991 amino acids)
Molecular function (GO): protein binding; RNA binding
Source: RefSeq, a predicted model, not a curated record